AUGGAGCAAGGGGGCGCGAGUGUGCAAGACUUCCAACACAAGGCAGAAUGGAAGCAGCAAGUAUGGAGUAGGUGGAUGGAGCCCACUGUUAUCAUCGUCAUCCUGAUCACGGCCAUGUACUCUACGAGGCGGAAGAACUACUCUGUCUUCAAUGGAGACCGACCCGAAAGCGACAGAGCGCUUCUCAGCCCCGGUUCGCAACGCUCUUCUCGCGAGUGGGAGCGAUCCUCUAGCCCAGCUGCCGGCUUGGAGCACCGACCGAAGAGGCGGCGUGUCUUCGGAAUUUGGACCGUUCAGACUCCCAACUCGAGCCGCUUUGCUGGAAACUUCCAUUCUCGAAUUCUGCAGAAGCUUCCGUUCCUUCUCGAGAUGUUCUACUGGGUGAUUGCAGUCAUCGUGUACCGCUUGGUGAUAUGGGUGACCGGUCGAUGGUUCGGCGGUAGCCAGGGUCUUUGGGAUAUCGCGCAAAGCCAUGGAAUGUCCAUCUUGGAUUUCGAGUCGAAAAUCUCGGGUAUGGGCAGUGUGACCGACAACACGAGAUGGGUCGAAUGGAGAAUCCAGCAAUGGUUCCUGGCUGGUGUCGAGGCCGGGAAUUGGCGCGGCACCAUGCUCACCGUCCUCAACCGCGUCUACGCCCUCAUUCACAUUCCCGGUUCAGCCGCCUUCAUCGCCUACUACUACGCAACUUCUCCGACGCAACGCCGUUUCUGCAUAGCGAGACGCUCAAUGUCUCUGUCCAACUUCGUUGCCUUCUUCGUUUUCACGAUAUAUCCAUGCAUGCCCCCGAGGCUUCUGCCCCACGAAUACGGCUUUGUCGACACGGUCGAGGCUGAGGAUGCGGCCAGCGUCUGGAUGAAGGGCGAUUUCGUCAACGCCCUCGCAGCGAUGCCCAGCAUGCACUUCGGCUAUGCAUUCGCUAUCGGUAGCGUGUUUGUUUACGAGAGUGGUUUCCUCCGACAGCUUCACCUGCUACAGACUGACGAGGAUGACGUCGAAGCGCGGGAGCUCCUCAAGGAGAAGGAGGAGAGCGGCGACGCCCCGCGUUCUCCCCACGCGCGCAUAAUUUUGCUGUGCGUUGGCUUUGCAUAUCCCGCCUUAAUUUUGCUGGCCAUCAUUGCCACAGCCAACCAUUAUCUCCUGGAUGCCUUGGCUGGGGCAUUGGUCGUGAUAUUCUCCUUUUUCUGCAACAGGUUCUUACUGAACUGCUUGGUGCUCGAGGAUUGGCUGCUCUGGGCGUUGCGUCUUGAAAAGCCAGUGCCCACAACCGGUGUACGCCAGCACAGCAGGAAGGCGACUCGGUGA
This is a messenger RNA of Anthostomella pinea, 1302 nucleotides long. The record is from the annotation of a GenBank genome assembly. NCBI's taxonomy places the organism in Eukaryota, Fungi, Ascomycota, Sordariomycetes, Xylariales, Xylariaceae.